Messenger RNA from Ostertagia ostertagi, 234 nucleotides. NCBI's taxonomy places the organism in Eukaryota, Metazoa, Nematoda, Chromadorea, Rhabditida, Trichostrongylidae. The record is from the annotation of a GenBank genome assembly.
AUGCCAUUUGGCCAGAUAACCAGUCUUGGAAGUGGACGGAAAGCAGCUGGCUCAGUCACAUGCCAUUGCUCGCUAUGUGGCCUAGGCAAUUUGGUCAUGCUGGCAAGACUCCUUUCGACGAAGCACUUGUUGAUUGAUCAAUCGCUGAUCAGUACAAGGAUUUCGACUCAGCAGCUUGGCCCUUCUUUGCUGUGCUACUGGGAUUCGAAAAGGGUGACUUGGACGCCCAGCUAA